CGGGGCAUGGAGCAGGUGUGGAGUCCGCCGGCUGCUGCUCGGUGAUCGGGACGCUCGGUAUCGGUGUGCGUGGCGUGGCCGGGGCUCAGGUGAGGGGCUCCGGGCCUUCCCGAUGACUGCCUGGGUCAUCCUCCCCGUCAGCCUGUCCGCCUUCUCCAUCGCCGGCAUAUGGAUCGUAUAUGCCAUGGCAGUUAUGAAUCACCAUGUUUGUCCUGUGGAAAACUGGUUAUAUAAUGAGUCUUGCUCUGAGGAUACUUCAAAGCAUGGCUACCCAAAAAGUUGCUGCACUAUUCAGGAUAUUCCGCUUGUCAGUAAAUGUGGUUCAUAUCCUCCUGAAAGCUGCCUCUUCAGUUUAAUUGGCAAUGUGGGUGCUUUUAUGGUGGUCUUGAUCUGUGGUCUACGCUACGGUCAGAUUUUGGAAAAGUGCCGACCAACAUGGAUUAACUCUGGCGCUCUGAUUGCUGGUUGCAUUAAUGCAAUUGGUCUCGUCAUGGUCGGAAACUUCCAAGUUGACCAUGCUAAAAGCCUACAUUAUAUCGGUGCUGGAGUGGCCUUUCCAGCAGGCAUGGUCUUUAUCUGCCUACAGUGCAUCCUGACGUAUAAAGUUGCAGUAUCGCUUCUAGAUCACUGGACAGGCCACAUCAGGGUUAUCCUCACCAUACUGGCCUUAAUAUCUCUCGUUCUCAGUGGCAUAUUUUUUAUUCAUGAGAGCUCUCUGUUCCAACAUGCUGCUGCCGUGUGUGAGUGGAUUUUUACUGUUGACGUCUUGGUUUUCUACGGGACCUUCUCCCUUGAGUUCGGUUCAAUCACCAAAGAGACAGUGCUGGCUAUUCUGAGGAGUGGACGCAGCAAGACCUCGAAAUCCCUGGGCAGCAGUGCACCUGCACACCUCAAUAAUAACCCUGAGAGCAUCGCUAUGAUUUAACUGCUCUGGUACUUGGGGUCACUGUGAGGAGGUCUCGGAUGCUGAAAACCAGGGGCACACUGGAGGCUAGGCUCUGCCUGGUCACCAGAAAUCAAGCUGUGACCCUCUGGCAUUGUUUUUACAACAACUUUGUAUCUUGGUGCAAGUCUGUGAUUUAAUUUAAUACAAGGAGGUCGACAGUGGCACAGUCUCCUCAAAUCAGUACUGUGCCACAUUUUCAAACAGCUAAUUAUUCAUCAAGCUAAACUAAACGGGUCACUAGCAUUUCCCAGAACAGCAGCCUUGGAUUAACACACAGUGACAGAAGAUUGGGACAAGAUUAUGGGUGGCAUCACCAGUCUCGUGUCACUUAUUUUUGUCAACUGAUCCUUAAAUUUAAGCUAAGUACUUUUGGAUAUACCAUUUUCAAAUUCACUCAGGCUACUUCAGUUUAUGUGUCUGCUUCUUUGUAAGGUGACUUUUUAUCUCAUCUGGAAAGCAGAGAGCUUGGGUCAAAGUCUGUGAGCUUGUGCAAAAUGCAAUCAGGCUUUCUCUCUAAUAUACCAUAUGAUUUCUUUCAUCAAAGCAACCAUAAAAAUUUCUUUUGAACUUGAAACCAGAUUAAUUGAUUUGAAAUAGGUGGAGAGGUUGCUCCAGUCCAAGGCUGGUACUGAUCAAUGCCAUGCAAUACAGGGUGAUACACUCCACUCUUUUUUUUUCAAAAAUAAAGGGAGAGCCAUUGCUCUCCCCUAGUAUAGGUAAAUGUAUCCUGUCUAUGGCAAAACUGCUAGUUUUCAGGGACAUGGAGAAGCCAAAGUUUCUCUGCCAUUUACCAAGGAAGGGAAUGCUGUAAUUUGGAAUAUGGUCCUCUUCUGCUUCUACGGGGUUACUUUCUUUCCAGAAAGGUCAAAGGGAGAGAAAUUUGGCUUGGCACUAAACCUGCAGCGUAAUUGUGGAGGGAAUUGCUGAGUGGGCAAUAAAAGGUGGCUGGGGCAGGGGUUGGGGUUAAUUUGCUCAUGCCUGUUUUGUGUUACCACCCCAGACAAAUUUUAACUGAUAAUAUACUAAUGCUCUUAAUCUGAUCAGUGUUUGAAUCCAUCCUAAAGGUACAAGGAUCAUGCCCUAUCUGAUGAGGAAAUGGUGGAUGAGGCACUAAUUUGAAUCUCAUCCUAAGUGAGAGGAAACUAUGUACCAUUAUGGAAUUGACACUCUUAUUACUAAUAGGUUUGAACUCAUCACUUCUGAAUUCAAAUCCAGCUGCUUUGUUGCUUAGAAAUGAUUCUAUUGUACAAAAUUUCACUAAUAACAACACUAAAAAUGUCACCAAGUUCUCCUUAGAGCCAGUGAAUAGAGUGAUUCAGGCUGAGUAAUAGAUAUCACCAAAGUGUUGAAGAUGCAAACCUUAGCACAGACACAGCAGACGUUGACCUUGAGAUGUAGAUUUUAGAGAAAUGAACACCCAGGUCACAGGAAGUAUAAAGUCAGCCCACACCAAUUAUCCCAACAUCCAUCUCUAAUUGCAGUAGUUUAAUGUUUAAUAUAUAUGUCAAUGAAAUAUUGUGGCUGUUCUUCUUUCAGUUAUGUACACUAUUCUACACACUGGGAGGGUUUUGUAGAACUGAUUUGUUACUGGGUUCACAGCAAAAAGAAGAUUCUCCAGGUGACUGAUUUUUGAAACCAGCCAAUAUAUUGUUGAUUGCUUAAUGAAAUGUGGCAGGAAUCAUUCAAUCCCUUCACCAAAGGUGUUGUGCUACUUGGCAGUGGCCAUGUUGUAUCCAUUGUACAGCAGAGUUCAAUAAUAUCUGCAGCCUUUCAAAGGGUCGUCUGACUGAACAGUAAGGUAAUUAACUGCCUGAUUCUAUCUUGCUAUAUAUUUAAUAGAAGAUGGAUGUAUGAAAAGUUAGAAACUCAGGGAAAAACACAACAUAAUUGAAUGGUACGUGGAUUGAGCUUGCCAAUUCGGGUUUUGACCCUUGGUCAGACAGUAUAUUUUCCUAACACACCAUGUUCACUCACACCCUUCUAUUAUUGCUGAAAUAUCAGUUUUUUUUUCUUGAAUUGCCUGCUUUGUUGGAGGUGGCAUGGUUUUUUGAGUGUUGCCUCAAGUUUUUGUUGUGACAGGAAGGACAGUACCCGAUGCUUUCUGUGAAUGUGGUCAUUAUCCAAUAAAUUGGAUGCUUGGAUUAAUGCACAACAGAACAUCUCAGCAAGGGAGGAAUAUCUGAAAUAUUAGUUAUUUCAUGAAUUAUGAACCUUCCAGCUCUAUGCCCUUUUGUAAAUUCAGUGUCUGGUGGAGCUAAUUUUUCUUCUCUCUCCUUCCCUCUAUUUUAAAUGCACUGGUUUGCUGGGAUGUGGUUUCUCAAAGCUCAUCCAAACGACUUUCUCCUCAUGCAAGAAGGUUUUCUGUGGGAGCCAGGGGGCAGCACAGCUGAGCUCACUACAUAUUUCAGUAUAUUUGCAAUGCCAUUCUGGAACUGGAGCCUGAAAAAAUGGGGAAAUGCCUAUUGAGACACAUCCUUCUACACGUCCAGUAGUAUAGUGUUUGGACUAAUACUGGACGAGUAAUCCAGAAGCCUGGACUAAUGAUCUAGAGUCCAAGAACAAAUCCUUCCAUGGUAGUUAGGGAGUCUUAAUUCUAUUUACCGGGUAAAUAAAUGAACUUCAACUACUGGAUUAUUGUUACAAAUUCAUCUAACUUGUGACCUUCAAGAAAAGAAAUCUGUUGUACAUGCCUAGUGUGGUGUUUAUGGUAUUCUAGAUAAAUGACAAGUGGCUGAUUGUUAACUGCCCUGCAAUCUUCUCAGUUCAAGAACAAUUAUGGAUGGACAAACAUUGGCAUUGCUAGCGAUGUCUGAAUUCCAUGAAUUAAAAAAAAUAUCACCAGCUAUUAUUAACCAAAAACAGACCUGGCAUUUUUGGUUAAUAAUAGCUGGUGAUAUUUGCAUAAUUUUAUUUAUUUACAGGGCUGUUGUGGGCAAAAGCUGCAGUGGACUAAUGGGGCCUCCUAUAGUUUUACAAAGUAUAUUUUGAAUAAUGAAUAUUACAUUUGAAUUUGAUCAAGUAGCUCCGUUCCAUUUAGCUGCUGGACAGCAAUAGAAAGUCAAGGAGGAAGCAGAAAUGGUGUGAAAAUCAUGAGAAGUAAAAUUACUAACUGAAUGAAUUUGCCUGCCUGGAGACUUUUUUUUUGUUCAAGGAUUAUUAAAUGGAUUCAUUCAACAUAUACAACUACAGUGACAACUGACACUCCUACUGCUUCAAAGCCUUCUGUGCCCCAGUCAUCACAGCUGAUUUAAACAAAUCUUCAAUAUUCAGAUGACGUGUACUUUGGCAUUUUAUGUUUCUAAUUAAUUUAUAAUAAAUGGAAAAAUGUUUCCUGUGAGAUUUUUAACUAAUAUUUUUACUUCUGAAUGUGUCAUUGUGCUUAAAGGAGACUUGUAUUUGUAUUGCGUUUUACAAAAGCGAUGUUGAACACUACCGGUAAUAAUCUUGCAAUGAGCCACAAA
Messenger RNA from Pristis pectinata (smalltooth sawfish), 4407 nucleotides. RefSeq names its product transmembrane protein 150A-like. The record is from RefSeq and is a predicted model, not a curated record. Lineage: Eukaryota; Metazoa; Chordata; Chondrichthyes; Rhinopristiformes; Pristidae. The transcript has 7 exons. The coding region runs from base 113 to 925 and encodes 270 amino acids. Gene Ontology annotation, biological process: protein localization to plasma membrane.